Culex pipiens pallens (northern house mosquito) is the source of this 2523-nucleotide messenger RNA. RefSeq lists its product as uncharacterized. Lineage: Eukaryota; Metazoa; Arthropoda; Insecta; Diptera; Culicidae. The record is from RefSeq and is a predicted model, not a curated record. The transcript has 3 exons. Bases 1679 to 2032 code for a protein of 117 amino acids.
CAUUCCAUCUGAAGCGGAACAGCAUUUGAAAAUUACCAUCUCCGAUUCUGCUCAAAUUUGGCAGAGCUGUUGAGACUAUCAAAACAUGAAAAAUCUCGAAUUUCAUCCAAAUCGGACCACCCCCUCCAUUUUUGUACCCUCCCAAAAAAUCGACUUUUUGGCGAUUUUUGAGCGAAACCUCUAUCUUCAAACGACGAUAACUCAGGAACCACACAUCUUAGAGGGUCGGUCUUAGACUCAAUUUUGAAGGAAAUCGGACGUAGAAUCCAUUUCCGUGACCAAAUUUAGAUUAAAAUAUUUUUUCUGUCUGUAUUGCGCAACUGAAAACUUUAAAUGGCCGUAUCUCAAAACAGCCCUAUUUAUUUUUUAAAAUUUGACCUCACCAUCGUAUUCCCCGUCCAAUUUUACAUAAGAAUCACUUAUCGGCAGAAAGGAAUAUGUUUCGUUCCAGAGAUAUCGAAUUUUAAAGUUUUGAGUAUUUGAGAUUACCUAAAUUAGCUACACUCGCCGCAUAUGCUAGAAGCACUCAGUCGUGCUGAUCAAUAAAUACCUGGUGUUCUGUAAGAUGAAUUAUUUUUAUAAUUUUAUACGAUUUUGAGAUAAUCAAUACCUUGAACAAUCUAUUGGGUAAUUUUGAAUGCACUGUUUUUUCUGAUCACAGUGUCAUUGAACCAUAUUAAGUAAAAUUUGAACUUUUAAUAUUUAUUUGCAAAACAAAAAUCAUUUUUCUAUUGUUUUUAUUUUUUAUAAUUCUUCAUUCCUUCCCACUUAAUUUAAUUAUUUCUUUUAUUUGAAGCGAGAACAAAUGUAGAGCUGGCUGUAGUAGAUGAAAUAAUUCUCAUGGGUUCUAGAACUUUUGCCAUGUGCGGUAGCGACAUAGUGCCAUUCAGCAAAAACCCCAAAAUCUGAUUUGAAAGAUUGAUCAUAUUAAAGCGAUUUUUAUAUUGUGAGCCAGUUUCAUCUGAAUAACUGAUGUUUUUUUUUCAAUUCUGGUACAUUCAAUUUCAAAAACAAAACCAUAUACUUCUGAUACAUGUGGACAGCACCUGUAUCGUCUUCCAAGAUUUCGAAAUGGUUGACAAACAAAAAAAGAUUAUGGUUCGGACGGUGUCGAAAUCAACACAACUGAAGUUGAUCUUAAUCAGAUAAUAAAUCAGAUUAAUCUUUGUGAUUUUCUUACACGGAAAAUAAAAUCAUGAUUGAGAUUAUAUGCGAAAUGCAUAUAAACGAACUUUAAAUUUGCUUUAUAAAAUCUAUAGCACAGCUUGAUGAACCUCAUUUGGCAACAUAAAUAUGUUUAUUAAACAAAAUCUCAAUAUAUUUUAUAUGCGUGUUGCCUAUAACCAUGCUUGCUUUAUGCUUGAUAAACAUCGUUAUGCUCGCCAAUACACUUUGUGAGCAUUGCAUAUAAACUGUAUGUGCGAGAUAUCAUAGAUUUUUGCAGUAUGCUUUUACACAUAAAACUUAUAUGCAAUGUUCACAACAAUUAUGUACGCGUGCUCGAAUGUGUGCAUAAAUGCUUUUAGUCAAACAAGAUGGCGAAAAUUGGCAAACAGAAUAAUUUGCUGCAGUUCCGAAAUUUUAUUAAAAAUCAAGCGAGUUAAAAAACUGGUUGCCUAGUGAAUGGUUCGGCGUCCGUUUGGUCCGACGGCAUCAUUUCGGUAACCCGGAAACCAGAAUGUUCUCCAGAAUGUGGUCUUGUCGCGGCAGUUGGAAUGCGGUUCGGUGGAUCCGGGGGAGGUGGAUAGUACGGAGGUUAUCGGGACAGCAGGUGCGAAAAUAUACGGAGCGAGUGAGGAUUGGGGAGAUAACAAAGGUCAUCGACGUUCUCCCUUACGGACCACUCGCACGCUUCCAGCUUGUCCUCAACGCUCGGUGUGUCAUAGCCUGCGCCAAAACCGGCGUCCAACGAUCUACUAUCGGACCUGAGUGGACUUUCGCUGGGCAGUACCAAUGCUGGCGAAAAGUUGAGCCGGGAACUUUGUCAGUUGCGAUCGGAAACGUCCAGGAUUCGUUCCGGAGAGGAGUGUGACGCAAUUCGGAGGGGUUUGGAUGGUCUGAUAAAGUGUUGCCGGGACCGAGAACCUCGGAGCAGGUGUUUUAACUUCUUCGCACUCAUUCAAAACAACGAACGACACAACCUCCUCCCGGAACUCCUCACCGGAGAUUGGCGCUACGUCGUAACCCACAAGACCCUUCCUCGAGGAGUUGGAAAAGUGUCCAUGGCGGAGGUUUGCAUGUUUGGGCGGUUGCUGUUUGACGACUGCGAUUUAAGUUUGAUGGAUUUGACAAGCGGACCAGGUGGAGGACGCGAUUCGGCGGCCUAAUUCAACGAGAUCACCCCGGCUCUGCCAAAAAAGGUUCCCGUCAUCGGCCGUAAUUGCUUGUAAAAGAUUGUGUAAAAGUAUAUUAUUCAAAAUGCAAUUAAAAAACACUUUAAACUCGUUUAAAUAAAAAAAAAACAGCAUCAUAAAAAUAUUGUACUUAAUAAAAAUUGAAAGAAAAUUAAAAUAGAAAAAUAUC